CAAAGUCUUCUGAUACGUUUAAAGGCCUGUGAAAUAUUCUCCAUUUGUUGUAGAGAAUUCCAAACGAACAUUCAAUUAAGCGACGUGCCCGAGACAAGCGUAAAGGAAGUACAAAGAAAAUGGAAAAGUCUUAGGAAUUGUUUUGCACGCGAGCAAUCUCGAAGAAAAAAUAUUAAGUCUGGCUCAGGUCAAUCAUCUUGGAAAACGUACGUAUUUUAUAAUCAGUUAUCAUUUCUUGGAUCAAGUGCAACAAAUAGACCAACUACAUCUAAUGUCACUCCUACACAUGAUGAUGAUGAUGAUGAUGAUGAUAAUGAUGAAUUGGGCACAGAACAAAAUACUCAAGAUAGUGAACAUUUUUUUGAGUCGACAGAAGAAUCUCAAACUCGCAGAAAUCAGAGACAAAAAAAAAAAUCAAAAUCAAACCAUAAUGAAUCUGAAGAAAAUUUGUUUGGAACUAUAGCCAGAAGUUUAGAAUUUAGAAACCAAAUGGAAAAAGAAGCAAUGGAGGAUCAAGAUCGACUAUUUUUGUUAUCUUUAGUGGGUGAUUUAAAAAAAGUCCCCCCUCAUUUGAAAAUGCAAGUGAAAUCAAAUAUAAUAAAUGUUAUCAGUCAUAGCCUCGCACUCCAACCACAAAGAAUUGAUUUUGAUCCACGUUGUCAGUUAAAUCCUCCAAAUAGUUAUCAAACAUUACCUUUUACUCAACACCCAUUUGGACUCCAACAAGCUGCUACAUCUCAACAACCACUUUCAACAUUUACACAAGCCUUUCCGAAUCACUAUACUAAACGUAUGUCUGAUGUUCAAUACAAUAAUCAAAAUAUUAACUACGCAAUGGAUACUUCAUCUACAUCUACCAACAGUAAUAAUUCCUCGUUAGACGUAGAAAGUAGUCCACCAAUUAAUUCAAACUUGGUUAGUUACAUAAAUGAUUAUACAUCCUCAGACAACUAACAAGUGCGUAAUAAGUAUUUUUGAUCAGUUUAAACGAGUUGUUUUAAA
Messenger RNA from Myzus persicae (green peach aphid), 1002 nucleotides. RefSeq lists its product as uncharacterized. Gene Ontology annotation, molecular function: DNA binding. The annotation marks the transcript as partial. NCBI's taxonomy places the organism in Eukaryota, Metazoa, Arthropoda, Insecta, Hemiptera, Aphididae. The transcript is spliced from 2 exons. The record is from RefSeq and is a predicted model, not a curated record.